Messenger RNA from Zea mays, 928 nucleotides. Its product is annotated as Os12g0146300-like protein. Bases 40 to 600 code for a protein of 186 amino acids. The record is from RefSeq and is marked validated. The transcript is spliced from 3 exons. NCBI's taxonomy places the organism in Eukaryota, Viridiplantae, Streptophyta, Magnoliopsida, Poales, Poaceae.
CCACCCUGUCACCCCCACAAAAUAAGUUCUGCGGCGGCGAUGGCGCUCUCCUCCUCCCGGCCGAAGCACCUCCUGCGCCCCAUCCUGCGGGGUUUCCACGCCUCAGCGCGGGCCCUGGCGCGGGUGGAGCCGCACGAGUUCUCCAAGCCCAGCGAGUACCUGGGCAGCUGGGAGCCCGCGGCGGAGCCUCGGGAGGCGUGGGCGCGGCUGGACCGGCUGCGCAAGGGGUACGCGAGCGAGGUGCGGGAGCUGCGGCGGCAGUACGCCUACGAGGUGCAGCUGUUGCAGGCCGAGCGGCAGCGGAAGGCCGACGCCAGAGCCGAGGCCGCCCGCGCCGCCAACCAGGAGCGCAAGGCCGCCAAGCUCGCCGCCGCCCAGACGCGCGCCGCCGAGCGCCGCGCGUUCGAGGAGGACUUCCGCCAGACCCUCAUGAAAGAAAGAGCUGAGAAGCUGGAGAGCUGGCGGAAGAAGGAGAAGCGCAAAGAGGAGAAGAAGGCAAUAAAGAAGGAGCUCCUGCGCAGGAAGAGCAGCAUGUGGCUUUCUGAAGAUAAGAUUGAAGAACAAAUACAAACUGCUAUCAUGCAAACCACUCCUCUAUGAGGUUGGUUCUGCGAGGAAAGCUGAUAAUAGUAGCUUGCGAAUCAUGAGGAGGGGGGGUGGACAUCACAUGGACGUGCUCGUCGUUACCUGUGAGAAGCUAAUAAGAACGGACCUGGUAUUUGGCGUGGAAAAGGCCGUGUGUUUAUUUAGUUAGACUUGAUCACACCAAAAGCUGUGCCUGGAGAGAUGGCUGAAUCUGCUGUGCCUUCCUUUUUCACGAUCCAUUUGUUGUUCUCGUCUGCUUAAACUCUUGGCGUGAUCUGGACGGAACAUAUUUUUGGCAAUUUUCUUACUUGGACGAAGAAUGACCAUCAUCAUCGAUGUUGUC